Messenger RNA from Tigriopus californicus, 2691 nucleotides. RefSeq names its product aromatic-L-amino-acid decarboxylase-like. The record is from RefSeq and is a predicted model, not a curated record. Bases 784 to 2205 code for a protein of 473 amino acids. Lineage: Eukaryota; Metazoa; Arthropoda; Copepoda; Harpacticoida; Harpacticidae. Gene Ontology annotation, biological process: amino acid metabolic process; catecholamine metabolic process; serotonin biosynthetic process. Gene Ontology annotation, molecular function: pyridoxal phosphate binding; aromatic-L-amino-acid decarboxylase activity. The transcript has a single exon.
UCAACUUGUUAAUGAAAUUUUUGCCUUAUUUAUCAAGAAUCAUAACGUGGAAACUCCGGAAUUUCACCUCUGCGCUAAGUCAAAUUGCUUUUUGAUCCAACCUCACAUAUCAGAAAAUAAAUCAAAACGUGCCAGAUUUGUGCAAAAAAACUCCCGCUUGUUGCUCCUCCCCCGAUUGUACUUUGUUCGAUUGGUUCAAGCAACAAGUCUCCGUAAGAAUUGUCCCAUAUUCUUCACUAAAUAUGGCAAAAGAAAGCUUCUGCAAUACCCACAUACCACGAGAAAGGGCAAAAUGGGUGUCUCUAAAAUGAGUUGGAGGGAGCACUUAAAUAUCUAUCGCUUUUUUUAUCGAAAAUUUAACCAACUGAGACCUCAACCAAGUCCUCUUCUCACAUCAGACAAAGCAACCUCGAACAAGAUUGAAGAUCAACAAAAACAUAUUUUCGUUGCUCAUAUUCCAUUGUAGACUACGUAUCAUUAAUGAACGUAUGUGAUCAUCAUGGGAGGAAAUGGCCAAGGGAAAACACGUUGGAUGUACGGCAACUGUUAAAGCUUCUUUCCCCAUGCUCUUCUUGCCGGCUGAAUAACACGCGCUCGUAUUCUCGACAUGCUAAUCCAAGACCAAAGAACAAGGAAAAAUUUGAGGAAGCAGCACUGAACUUGUUAUAAAAACUUGGAUAUAUAAGGACCCAAGAAUUCAGUACCUCUAGAGAGAGUCAAUGCUCAACUACUGACCAUUGGCCUCUUUUAAGGUCGAUUCGGACUCUAGAAAAAAAUUCUACUAUGACGGACGUUCAAGAGUUCAAAUUAUUUGGAAAAGCCAUGAUUGAAUACGUGGCAGAUUACUUGGAGACCAUCCGAGAUCGACCUGUGGUGCCCCAAGUCACUCCCGGUUAUCUGAAGGAACUCAUUCCCGAAGAAGCUCCCGAUACUCCAGAGCAUUGGAAGGACAUCAUGAAGGAUGUGGAGAGAGUGAUCAUGCCCGGAGUAACUCAUUGGCAUUCGCCCCAAUUUCACGCCUACUUUCCAGCGGCCAACAGCUACCCUGCAAUUGUGGCUGAUAUCUUAUCUGAUGGCAUCGGGUGCAUCGGAUUCUCCUGGAUUGCCAGUCCUGCUUGCACGGAGUUGGAAAUGGUCAUGAUGAAUUGGUUGGGCAAAAUGUUGAACUUACCUGAAAAAAUUCUUUUCCGACCUGGCGGAAAAGGCGGCGGGGUGAUUCAAGGGACCGCUAGCGAAGCGACUCUAGUAGCUAUGCUCUCUGCGAGAUCGAAGGCCACCCACAAACAUGGAACAGAUGCCAUAACGAAAUUAGUCGCUUACACAUCAAAAUUGGCACAUUGCUCGGCUGAAAGAGCUGGCUUACUAGCUGGAGUUAUGGUCCGGUGUUUGGAGGUGGACGAAGAUCAGAGUCUGAGAGGAGAGACCCUCAGGAGAGCAAUCGAGCAAGAUAAGGCCAAGGGCCUUAUUCCGUUUGUUACCGUCGCUGCUCUGGGCACCACUUCGUGUUGCUCUUUUGACAACCUUUUGGAGCUGGGCCCGAUUUGCAAUGAAGAAGACAUUUGGCUUCACGUGGACGCUGCAUAUGCUGGCAGCGCGUUCAUUUGUCCGGAAUACAGACCGAUCUUGAACGGUGUGGAGUUUGCCCAGUCCUACAGUUUCAACCCACACAAAUGGAUGCUGGUUAACUUUGAUUGCUCUACCAUGUGGGUACAGGAUGCAGAUGCGAUUGUAAGCUCUUUCAACGUAGAUCCUCUUUAUCUUCAGCACAAAUUUCAAGGCCAAAUCACCGAUUACCGCCAUUGGCAUAUUCCAAUGGGCCGUCGAUUCCGGUCUCUGAAAAUCUGGUUUGUGUUGAGAUUAUAUGGACAGGAAGGUAUCAGGAGUUACAUCCGGACGCAUAUCAAAUUAGCGCACGAGUUUGAAGCGUUGAUCGAGCAAGACGAGAAAUUUGAGAUAUUUAAUCCAACAACGAUGGGUUUGGUGUGCUUUCGUUUAAAGGGCUCAAACGAGCUCAACGAAGCAUUGAACAAGAGCAUCAACGAUGAAGGCAGAAUUCACAUCACCCCUGCCAAAGUUGGCGAAAUAUUCAUUCUUCGGUUUGCUGUCUGCGCUAGAACCACUGAAACAAAAGACAUUGACUUUGCUUACAAGGUUUUAGUGGAAAAUGCGCUAAAACUUGACUGUCACGCAUCAACAAGACUUUGACGGCAAAUUGUGACUUUAUGCAUCUGACUCUAAAAAAUAAAUAAAAGGUAAACGUAAUUGUGAAUUGAAGUAGAAGCUGGCGAAAAUAAGCGCUAUUUCGUGUACUACUGUUGGCGUACUAUAGCAAUAUUGCAGAUUUAGAACAGAGAACACAGUUAAGCAAGAACAAAAGUUGCCUGAGAUAAUCAGCUUAUAGAAUUUCGUAAUUGUGGUAAUGCUAGAGCAUCACAUUAAGUUUUGGAAAUGAUUGAGCAUGAUAUUGGUUGUAGUUCAUUUAAAAGGUAAUUUUGAAAAGCUAGAUUCGGGUCCUCCUCAUGGCAUAUCGUAUUUCAAAAUGGCAUUGAUUUGAUUUGAAUGCAUUUAUAAGUACAAGUACUUUUUUCAUGGUGAGUUCAUCUUUGGGACAUGUUACACAUGUCAUGAUAUAUCAUAGACAUGUUAUGAUAAGGUCUGGAUUAGUUAGUGAAUAGGACAUGCAGAUUGAGG